CCUCCAAGAGGUUGGAACUCCUACGAUGCAUUUAGCUGGGUCAUUUCCGAAGAAGAAUUCUUACAGAAUGCAAAUAUAGUUUCUCAGAAGUUACUUUGUCAUGGAUAUGAGUAUGCUGUUGUGGAUUUCCUCUGGUACAGGAGUCUGAAGGGUGACAAAAAUUCUAUUGAUUUUGAUAUGAUUGAUGAAUGGGGAAGAAUGCUCCCUGACACUGAAAGAUGGCCUUCUUCGGGAGGAAGAAGAGGGUUCACUGAUGUAGCUAACAAAGUGCAUAAUAUGAGUUUGAAGUUUGGGAUUCAUCUUAUGGCUGGAAUCAGUACACAGGCAUUCAAUCAUAACACGCCAAUACUAGAUACAACUACGGGACAACCUUACAUGGAAUCUGGUCGAGUGUGGUACGCGAAAGACAUUGGAAUCCCAUCAAGGGCUUGUAGAUGGAUGAAUAAUGGUUUCAUGGCUAUAAACACAACAACAGGAGCUGGAAAAGCCUUCCUAAGAUCAAUUUAUGAGUUAUAUGCUUCUUGGGGAGUUGAUUUUGUGAAACUAGAUUGUGUAUUUGGUGAGGACCUGGAUUUGGGUGAGAUAACAUAUGUAUCAGAGAUUCUGAAUGGCCUUAACAAUUCCAUUGCAUUUUCUUUGUCUCCUGGAGUCAGUGCAACACCAGAAAUGGCUGAGAUGGUUAGUGGUCUAGUUAACAUGUACCGUGUAACAAAAGAUGACUGGGAUAAAUGGCCAACAAUCUUAUCUCAUUUUAAUGUAUCAAGAGACUUUGCCGCAUCUAAUUUAACAGGAGCAAAAGGUUUAAAGGGACAAUCUUGGCCUGAUUUGGACAUGCUACCAUUUGGAUGGCUAACUGAUCCAGACGCUCAUGAAGGUCCACACAGGUUUACUAACCUUACUCAAGAUGAGAAAAGAACUCAGAUGACUUUGUGGUGUAUGGCAAAGUCUCCCAUUAUGUAUGGAGGGGAUCUACGGAACAUUGAUCCACAGACCUAUGAUCUUAUCACAAAUCCUACCCUUCUGGAGAUAAACUCUUUUAGCUCAAACAAUCAGGAGUUUCCUCAUAUCACAACAUUAGAUGGUGCCAAGACCGCAGGACACAAUGUCACAAAAGUACAGUCUACUUACUCCAAUCUUGCAGCUGAAGGUUAUCCUGAUGGAGUUAGAUCUUGGAUUGCAACUGGAAGAAACGGGGAGGUCUAUGUUGCUUUUUUCAAUCUAAAUGAUGGGAAAACAACAAUAUCUGCAAACAUAGUAGACCUGGCUAUUGUGCAACCAGGUGGAAGCAUGUUGAGACUUUGCUGGGGAAUCGAAACAUGGAGUGAAACAUAUGUAACAACGAAUGAUGCAUUAUCAGCAGAAGUGGCAGGUCAUGGAAGCGCAUUGUUUGUCCUUCGUUGCUUUUAAAAUUUGGCAUCAAAUCUUAUUUCAAUAUUUAUAUUUUCAUAUUUCAACUUCAAUCGAUGCUUUUAAUUUAGCAAAUAUUUUGUUCGACUAUACUUCUAUUAAAAACACAAAUCAAAUGUUUAUAUAAUCUCAUGUAAGAAAUUCUUGACUUUGUGAGAAAAUC
Vigna umbellata (rice bean) is the source of this 1570-nucleotide messenger RNA. Lineage: Eukaryota; Viridiplantae; Streptophyta; Magnoliopsida; Fabales; Fabaceae. The record is from RefSeq and is a predicted model, not a curated record.